Messenger RNA from Onychostoma macrolepis, 6017 nucleotides. RefSeq names its product eukaryotic translation initiation factor 4 gamma 1-like. Lineage: Eukaryota; Metazoa; Chordata; Actinopteri; Cypriniformes; Cyprinidae. Gene Ontology annotation, molecular function: mRNA binding; translation initiation factor activity; protein binding. The record is from RefSeq and is a predicted model, not a curated record. Gene Ontology annotation, cellular component: eukaryotic translation initiation factor 4F complex.
GUGACUGCGCCUGCGCGAGCGACCCACGUGCUUUGUCCCGGCAGGCGCAUGCGCGAGCGAGUGAACAUGGCGACGCGCUGCACGUCUCGCGUUACCGGACAGUGAGACGCACCGAGAGAGAGAAAACGAGAAACGGUUUUGUCAGUAGGUACUGCGUCUCGAUGCAGAUGCUCCGGGUGAAAUGAAUAAGGCACCUCAGCCUCUGUCAGGACCCCCCUCUGGCCCUCCCCACCCCUCCGCGCCCUCCCCGGGUCUGUCCCAGCCCAGUUAUCCUCCUGCUCCGCCGGUUGUGUUUGGCACCCCUCCGCCGCAGAUGAACCCCGCCGCCCAACCCCGACAGUUUGCCUCAGGUCCUAGAGCUUUACCACAACAGGGAGGAUUCAGGUCACUGCAGCCGUUCUAUCCCGGUCGGCCCACUUUACCCGCCAAUACUGGGCGUGUCCAGCCAAGCUCCGCCCCUCGGCCCAUCCCCCCUCAGCACGGACCCCGCCCCUCUCAUGUGUUCCAGCCCGGCCCCUCCCAGAUGAUGAUGAUUCCCCAACAACCAAUCAGCUUCCCCAAUUCACAAGGCCCGGCUUACUAUAUAUCUGGCCAGUACCGUCCCUCAUACGUGACCCCUCAGCAGUAUCAGGUGGCCGGUUCUCCUGGUUUCUAUCCCGGCACGAGUCCGGCUGAUUACGCUGGGGCAUAUUACCCCGCCCAGCCCCAGUUCACGCCCCCUGUUGCCCCGGCGCCUGUCAUCAUGAGCCCCGCCCCCCAGCAGCAACAGGCCCCGCCCCCUCAACCACAGCAAGCUCCGCCCAGACGGGAACGCAAGCAGAUCCGGAUCAGAGACCCUAACCAGGGAGGACGUGACAUCACAGAAGAGAUCAUGUCAGGAGGUCGCAGUGGCUCCACACCCACACCUCCACAGCCCAACGGUGACAACACCACACCUGCAGUCGCCAUGACAACCAGAAUGGAGUUUCCCAUCCCUCCAGGCGAAAGCCCGAUACCCGAUUCCCCGCCAACUCCGCCCCCUACCAGUCAGAUAAGUGAUACAGUAGAUGCUCCGCCCCCAGCACCUGCAGAUGACGCCCACGCCACACCCACUGUGGUGGAACCGCCUGCCUCGAAUGGUGCCGAAGCCACACCCACUACAAGCAAAGAGGAUGGGCCUGUGACUAUAACGCUGCCUGUCGCCGCCCCCCAGGCAGAGACCACGCUGGAAUCACCAAUAGUGCAACCCGAAGAGCUCCAGCUGUUUAACGGCGUCCUGGCAGGCUCCGCCCACAGAGACGUCAGUCCUAUCGCCGAGCCGGACAUCGUGAAAGAAGCGCCGCCGGUAACCGCCGAUAUCCCUGAUAGGACUGUCAAAGAAAUCCCUCCGCAGGUUGUCAAGGAGAUCCCUAUUGCUGUUGUUAAGGAAGUGCCAGCUCCUGUUGUCAAGGAGCCUAUCCCUCCGGUUGUCAAGGAGACCCCUGCUCCAGUCGUCAAGGAGACCCCUGCUCCGGUCGUCAAGGAGACACCUGCUCCGGUCGUCAAGGAGACACCUGCUCCGGUCGUCAAGGAGACCCCUGCUCCGGUCGUCAAGGAGACCCCUGCUCCGGUCGUCAAGGAGACCCCUGCUCCGGUCGUCAAGGAGACGGCCUCUCCGGUCGUCAAGGAGACGGCCUCUCCGGUCGUCAAGGAGACGGCCUCUCCGGUCGUCAAGGAGACGGCCUCUCCGGUCGUCAAGGAGACGGCCUCUCCAGUCGUCAAGGAGACGGCCUCUCCAGUCGUCAAGGAGACGGCCUCUCCAGUCGUCAAGGAGACGGCCUCUCCAGUCGUCAAGGAGACGGCCUCUCCAGUCGUCAAGGAGACGGCCUCUCCAGUCGUCAAGGAGACCCCCGUUCCCGUCGUCACCCAGGAGGCUGUUGUCAAGGAGACCCUUGUCGAAACUCCUCCUGUCGUUGAGGAAACGCCUUCACUCGCUGCCAAGGAAACCCCCAAACCACUUUUCAAGGAAGCCACUGCACCUUCAGAGGUCGUUUCUAAAGCCAUGCCCCCGCCAACGGAAGAGCGAGAGGACACACCCACUACACAGACCACUCCCUCUGAGAGUUCUAUGCAAGCGGUUUCUGUGCCAAAGAAGAAGAGAAAAAUGAAAGACCUGAACAAGAAGGAGGCGGGAGAUCUGCUUGAUGCCUUUAAAGAGCCCACACCACCUGAGCCAGAGGCCACGCCCCCGGUGAAGGUGGAGCCAGAGAGCAUCGCCCCAGUGGCCCCGCCCCCUGCAGAGGAAGUGGAUGAGACGUGGGAGGAGAAAGAAGAUAAACUUGAUGCUGAGAACAUCAAACCGCAGAGUCCCACCCCGAGUUCACCCACCGAACAGAAAUACCAGUAUAAAGAAGAACAAUGGAAACCGCUGAACCCCGAGGAGAAGAAGAAAUACGACCGAGAGUUUCUGCUCGGCUUCCAGUUCAUCAGCGCCAGCAUGCACAAACCCGAGGGUCUGCCGCAGAUCUCAGACGUGGUGCUGGAUAAGGCCAAUAAAACUCCUCUGCGGCAGCUGGAUCCGAGUCGUUUGCCCGGAAUGAACUGUGGUCCAGAUUUCACGCCUUCGUUUGCUAAUCUCGGUCGCCCGUCAGCUGGUGGGCGUGGCCCGCCGUCCGGUCUGAGCGGUCCUCGUCGUUCAGGUCAAGGUCAGCGUGGGAAGGAGCCGCGGAAGAUCAUCGCGAGCGUGUCCCUCACCGAAAACGUGCAGCUGAAUAAAGCAGAGAAGGCCUGGAAACCGAUGGUGAAGCGCAGCACCCGCGUCGAAGAGGACGAACCCGAGUUCCUGAACACACAGGAGCUGUUCAAACGCGUGCGGAGCGUGUUGAACAAACUGACACCGCAGAUGUUCCAGCCGCUGAUGAAGCAGGUGACCGAGCUCACCAUCGACACCGAGGAGCGUCUGAAGGGAGUCAUCGACCUCAUCUUCGAGAAGGCCAUCUCUGAGCCGAACUUCUCCGUCGCCUACGCCAACAUGUGCCGCUGCCUGAUGGGGCUCAAAGUUCCCACCUCGGAUAAACCCGGAGUGACGGUGAAUUUCAGGAAGCUGCUGCUGAAUCGUUGUCAGAAAGAGUUUGAGAAGGACAAAGAUGAUGAUGAAAUAUUUGAGAAGAAGCAGAAGGAGCUGGAUGCCGCCACAGGGGAAGAGGAGAAGCAGAGGUUGAAGGAGGAGCUCGAGGAUGCCAAAGACAAAGCCCGGCGACGGUCGCUAGGCAACAUCAAGUUCAUUGGGGAGCUGUUCAAGCUGAAGAUGCUGACGGAGACCAUCAUGCACGACUGCAUCGUUAAACUACUGAAGAACCACGACGAGGAGAGUCUGGAGUGCCUCUGCCGCCUGCUGUCCACCAUCGAAGACCUGGACUUCGAGAAGGCCAAGCCCCGAAUGGAUCAAUACUUCACCCAGAUGGAGAAAAUUAUUAAGGAGCGGAAAACUUCUUCCAGAAUUCGCUUCAUGCUGCAGGACGUUCUUGAUUUACGACGGAAUAACUGGGUCCCGCGGCGAGGAGAUCUGGGGCCAAAGACCAUCGAGCAGAUCCACAAGGAGGCGGAGCUAGAGGAGCACCGAGAGCAGGUCAAAGUUCAGCAGCAGCUCCUGUCCAAGAAGGACAGCCGCGGAGGAGGAGGAGGAGGAGGAGGAGGAGGAGGAGGAGGAAGGAGGAGGAGGAGGGGAGGGGAUGGGGCCCGUGGAGGCCCCCACACACCCGCUUCCCGUGGCAACCAGGCCCCUGAUGACGGCUGGAACACGGUGCCCAUUUCCACCAAGAACAGACCCAUCGACCCCACGCGACUCAGCAAGAUCACCAAGCCGGGCGCUUUGGACUUCAAUAAUCAGCUUCUUGCCCCCGGGGGUAAAGGCUCGUGGGGCAGUUGGGGCAAAGGCAGCAGCGGAGGCUCCGGAGCCAAACCCAGCGACAGCGCCCAGGAUUCUGGUCGUGCCAGUACUUUGAACCGAUUCUCAGCACUUCAGCAGCCUUCCUCCUCUUCAUCUUCAUCCGCCAACAUCGACUCUGACAGGAGGGUUCCUCACAGGAGUAGCUCCAGUCGGGAACGCAGCGAUCGUUUUGACCGGCGUGAUGACCGCUUCGACCGGCGUGACGAGCGCGGAUCAGACCGGCUGGACCGGAACCGGCCCGCGGUCGGCAAGCGCAGCUUCAGCCGUGAGAAGGAGGAGAGGAGUCGAGAACGAGCGCAGCGUCCCGCUGAGAUGGUGCGCCGCGUUUCCAGCAUGACCGACGAGAGAGAACGAGAGCGUGGCAGCCGCGAUAACGCAGUGAAGAGAGAAACCGCUCCCACUCCUCCACCUGCUCCGUCCAAACCAGCGCUGACGGAGGAGGAACUGGAGAAGAAAUCCACUGCCAUCAUCGAGGAGUAUCUGCACAUCAAUGACAUGAAGGAGGCGCUGCAGUGCGUCGCUGAGCUGAGCUGCUCAUCUCUGCUGUCUGUGUUCGUCCGGACGGGGAUCGAGUCGACGCUGGAGCGCAGCACCAUCGCUCGAGAGCACCUGGGUUUACUGUUUCACCAGCUCGUCAAAACACAAACACUAUCCACACAACAAUACUACAAAGGGCUGCUGGAGGUGUUGGAGGUUGCGGAGGACAUGGCGAUAGAUGUUCCUCACAUCUGGCUGUAUCUGGCCGAGAUCAUCAGCCCCAUGCUGCACGAGGGAGGGAUUCCCAUGGGGCCGCUCUUCAGGGAGGUGUCUAAACCACUGGUGCCUCUUGGGAAGGCUGGAGUUCUGCUGGUGGAAAUCCUCAAGCUGCUCUGUAAAGGAAUGAGUCUGAAGAAGGUGGGAGUGAUGUGGAGAGAAGCGGCGCUGAGCUGGAAAGACUUCCUUCCUGAAGACGAGGACGUCAAUAAAUUUGUCACUGAAAAGGGAGUGGAGUUCACUCUAGGUGAGGAGUGUGUGAGGAAGAGCAGUAAAGUGACUCUGAGUCCAGAAGACAUUUCUAGAGAGCUGGAGCGACUGCUGCAGGAGAAAGCAGACAACCAGAGGAUCUUUGACUGGGUGGAGGCCAAUCUAGAUGAGCAGCAAACGUCAUCGAGCACGUUUGUCCGAGCGCUGAUGACCACCGUCUGUCAGUCUGCCAUCAUCUGUGAGAAUCCAUAUAAAGUAGACACUAAAGAAAUUACCCAGAGGGCCAAGCUGCUGCAGCGCUACAUUAAAGACGAGCAGAAGGAGCUGCAGGCGCUCUACGCCUUACAGAGUCUGAUGGUGCAGAUGGAGCAGCCGCCAAAUCUGCUGCGCAUGUUCUUCGACGUCUUAUACGACGAGGACGUCAUCAAAGAGGAGGGCUUUUACAGGUGGGAGUCCAGCAAAGACCCCACCGAGCAGCAAGGCAAGGGCGUCGCCCUCAAAUCCGUCACCGCCUUCUUCACCUGGCUGCGCGAGGCUGAGGACGAAUCAGACAACAGCUAGAGCUUAGGCCACGCCCACUACCGAGAUGAUUGACACGGAGGGCAAAAAAAAAAUGUUUUGAAAAACAAAAAAAGAGAGAGAGAAUGAAACAUUUGGGAGAUUUUCAACACCUUUUUACUUUCCGUUUUGUCUUUCCGUUUGCGCAAAAAAAACACAAAAAAAAAACAAAAAAAAGCUGUUGAACUGAAACGAAAUAAAGUAUUAGAGGAUGACAAGCCUUAUCUGCUCAGAAUUUUAGCCGUUAGCAUUGCUACUUCCUGUUUCCUGCUCCCGCCGCCAAUGGAGACGGACGUCGAUGACAUCAUCACUCGUUUGUUCAUGAUGUCACUUCCUGGUGACAGAACGCUGCUCAGAGUUCUAUUUUUCGUUCCGAAACCCUUUAUAUAAAUAUAUAUAUUCGUGGGCGCUGAUGUGGUUUUGCGCGGAGCGGCUGAUUGUGUGCGUGUUGCUGUAACGAGGAGGAUUGGAUUGUUUUUUUUUUUUGUUUCUUGUCGUUUUCUUCGAUUUGGGAUUUCAUUUAGUUCUAGUGGAGUGUUCCGAGCUCUUUUUUUCUACGUUUUUUUAAUGACAGAAAACGAAUUAAAAA